ACCUAUCCUGACAGAGCCGGAAGCGAAGCUGUGGGAAAGCAAUUAGUCCACGUCAAGGAGGAAAAACACUACAGUUUUAACCGCUCAGACAGGGGAAACCUAAGAAAAUGAAAUACCGGACUGUGGCCACAGGGUUCAAAGGAAAGCAGCGAGGAUUCCAAGGGUCCCUUCGUCCUUACAGCCAAUGAGGGGCCUGAGAGGGAGGAGCUUGGGGCUGCUCGGUGCAGCUUGAGCUUCUGAGGGAAUCAUCCCCAGUAGACGCGGUGGAGCCUGAGCUGUGAAGCAUCUGUAACAGAACAAAAUUUUUAAAAAUAUAAACAAUAACAGAAGAGGAGAAACGCUGCAAACUAUGGAACGCUGUAAAACUUUCUGAAAUAUUUGCUGGGGAUUCCUGUGGAGUAUGAUAUUUUAAAACCAAUUCUUUUUGAAGCCGGUUUGGGUAACUGGGAAAAUGAUACAUAUGCUAAAUGCAGCAGCUGAUCGAGUGAAAUGGACCAGAUCAAGGGCUGCUAAAAGGGCUGCCUGUGUGGUAGCUGCAGCAUAUGCUCUGAAAACCCUCUAUCCCAUCAUUGGCAAGCAUUUAAAGCAAUCUGGCCACAGGAAGAAAAAAGGUGCUUACCCGGCUGCGGAGAACAGAGAAAUACUGCAUUGCACCGAGGCCGCUUGUAAAAAACCUUCACCUGGAGUGAAUGCAGAUUUUUUCAAACAGCUACUAGAACUUCGAAAAAUUCUCUUUCCAAAACUUGUGACCACUGAAACAGGAUGGCUCUGCCUCCACUCGGUAGCUCUAAUUUCAAGGACCUUUCUGUCUAUUUAUGUAGCAGGUUUGGAUGGAAAAAUUGUGAAAAGCAUUGUGGAAAAGAAGCCUCGGACUUUCAUCAUCAAGUUAAUCAAAUGGCUUAUGAUUGCCAUCCCUGCGACCUUUGUCAACAGUGCAAUAAGGUACUUGGAGGGCAAAUUGGCCUUGGCCUUCAGAACUCGCCUAGUAGACCAUGCCUAUGAGACCUAUUUUGCAAAUCAGACUUAUUAUAAGGUGAUCAAUAUGGAUGGGAGGCUGGCAAACCCUGACCAGUCUCUUACUGAGGAUAUUAUGAUGUUUGCUCAGUCGGUGGCUCACUUGUACUCCAAUCUGACCAAACCUAUUUUAGAUGUAAUCCUAACCUCCUAUACACUUAUCCAAACUGCUACAUCCAGAGGAGCAAGCCCAAUUGGGCCCACUGUUUUAGCAGGGCUUGUGGUAUAUGCCACUGCUAAAGUGUUAAAAGCCUGCUCUCCCAAAUUUGGUAAAUUGGUGGCUGAAGAAGCUCAUAGAAAAGGCUAUUUGCGGUACGUGCACUCCAGAAUCAUAGCCAAUGUUGAAGAAAUUGCCUUUUACAGAGGACAUAAGGUAGAAAUGAACCAACUCCAGAAAAGUUACAAAGCUUUAGCAAAUCAGAUGAACCUCAUUUUAUCCAAACGUUUAUGGUACAUCAUGAUAGAGCAGUUCUUGAUGAAGUAUGUUUGGAGCAGCAGUGGACUAAUUAUGGUGGCUGUACCUAUUAUCACUGCAACUGGCUUUGCAGAUGGUGAUCUAGAGGAUGGUCAGAAACAAGCUAUGGUUAGUGAACGGACAGAAGCCUUUACCACUGCUCGAAAUUUAUUGGCUUCUGGAGCUGAUGCUAUUGAAAGGAUUAUGUCUUCAUACAAAGAGAUAACUGAAUUAGCAGGCUAUACUGCUCGAGUAUACAACAUGUUUUGGGUUUUUGAUGAAGUAAAAAGAGGCAUUUAUAAGAGAACUGCUGUCUUGCAAGAGUGUGAAAACCAUAGCAAGGGUGGAGCUAACAUAGAAUUACCCCUCAGUGACACGUUGGAAAUCAAAGGAAAAGUUAUUGAUGUGGAGCAUGGAAUUAUUUGUGAAAAUGUUCCCAUAAUUACACCAACGGGAGAAGUGGUGGCUUCCAGACUAAACUUCAAAGUAGAAGAAGGAAUGCAUCUUUUGAUAACUGGUCCCAAUGGUUGUGGGAAAAGUUCUCUCUUCAGAAUUUUAAGUGGGCUCUGGCCUGUCUAUGAAGGAGUCCUAUAUAAACCACCUCCACAACAUAUGUUCUAUAUUCCACAAAGGCCAUACAUGUCUCUUGGAAGUCUUCGAGAUCAAGUAAUUUAUCCAGAUUCAGUGGAUGACAUGCAUGACAAAGGCUAUACAGACCAUGAUCUAGAUUGUAUUCUACACAGUGUUCAUCUCUAUCAUAUAGUUCAAAGAGAAGGAGGAUGGGAUGCUAUUAUGGACUGGAAAGAUGUCUUAUCAGGAGGGGAAAAGCAAAGAAUGGGCAUGGCUCGCAUGUUUUAUCAUAGACCAAAAUAUGCAUUGCUAGAUGAAUGCACCAGUGCUGUCAGCAUUGAUGUUGAAGGAAAGAUAUUUCAGGCUGCAAAAGGAGCUGGAAUUUCCUUACUUUCUAUAACACACAGGCCUUCACUUUGGAAAUACCACACUCAUUUAUUACAGUUUGAUGGUGAAGGAGGUUGGCGCUUUGAACAACUGGAUAGUGCUAUUCGUUUAACACUAAGUGAAGAAAAGCAAAAGCUAGAAUCUCAGCUAGCCGGAAUUCCCAAAAUGCAGCAGAGACUCAAUGAACUAUGUAAAAUUUUGGGAGAAGACUCAGUGCUGAAAACAAUAAAAAAUGAAGAUGAAACAUCCUAAUUUAUUCUGAUAUGUUUUAAAUGUUAAUUUUUAAUUAAAGGCUCAGAGACAUGGUUACAGUUCAUGCAUUGUGUUAAGCUAAGGACAGAGGGGGAAAAGGUAGCAAGAAAUGUUUUAUAAGAUUUUAGCAUCAAGGAAAUGUAUGAGCUGACUUUUCAGAAGAAAAUAUACAAAUGCAUUAUGUAAGAUUAAUCAUUAUGGCUUAUACUAAUUCCUAAUGAAAGACUAAUUCAUAUGUAAAGCAGGAUUUUCUAGGUGAGUUAGCAAAUUUGCUAUGUGUAUGUGAUGUGUCUGAAAGACUUGACAAACAUGAGACCGAUCUUGAGGAUAGACAACUUAAGAACAAUGUUUGCGUUGAAACCAUGUGCAUAAAAAUAGAAGUUUGAGUGACAUUUUUGUCCAUUUAUGGUUGUUAGAUUUAACAGCUAGAAUCUAUGUUCCUUUAUUGAUAGUGGUCAACUAAACCUGUGUACACAAUAGUUUGAUUGAUAAUUUCAACAUGAAAAAAUUCUUUUAAUGACAGUGGUUGAAAGAAAGAAGCAGGGCUAUGCUUCUUUUAUAUGUAAAAAAUAUCCUGUUUUAAAUUUUGAGCAUCUCAAUGUGGGCACAUAACAAGUUCAUUUUAAUGAGAAUCUUACGUAUUUAUUAGUAAACUUUUUCAUUCUAAAAAGAGAAUUGCCAAUAUAGAAAAGGAGUAGCCAAACAAUGUUUGUCUCAGCCUGUUACUUUGCUUGAAAGGAUUAUUUAUUGCAAAUUCUGUCCAGAAAUACUUAGCUUGUUUUUAUGUUCAAAGGAGUCCACCACAUUUUAAAAAUAGCAGUGCUAUAAGAAUAGAGAGAUUUUCAAAAUCAGAGUAAUAAUAUACAUUGAAAUAAUACUUUAUAAUCUGCAAUUUAUAAUAAUUUACAAUCCUCAUUUACAUCACUUCAUUUUAAUCCUUAUGGCAAACUUUUGAGGCAGAUAUUAUUUUUCCUAGUUUGCUUUUGAGAAAAUUGACACUCAUAUUUGCCUUAAUCAGGCAAAUUUAUUUAAGGGCAAAUCCCAGGCUCAAAUAAAGUUUUCCUGUUUCCCUGGUUCAGUGCUAUUUUCACUAUUAUCCUUGAAAUUCAACUGGGCUGUAGUAGCAAUAAAAGAUGAGAUGUUGUAAAGAGAAUAAAUUUAGUAAUGCUAGUAUUGUCAUUACUUGAUUAUUGUCUAUAAGAUAUGGAAAUUAAGUAUAAAAUGGAAAGGUCAUUGGCCUGUGGCUUAAAAUGGGGCAGGAAUGUUAGAAAAAUCUUUCAACAAUAUGCACUCUUAUUCAAUAUUAAUGUACCCCUACACCCAGCAAUCAAAAGGGGAACUGUUAUGUCACUUUAAUAUUUAUUGAACAUAAUGAGAAAUAAUCUGUAUGGAAUAGUCUUAUGAGAUAAAUCUUACAUAUUUGAUUGCCCUGGAGUUAGUAUGAAAGCCAGGACUACCGUUUUAAUCUCCUACUGCCUGUGUGGCCAUUGAUAGGCCAGAAAAAGUGGAAAUACUCAGUUAUUAGUGGUUUAGGAUUUUAUUUGCGUACUUAGACACAGCCAUAAUAGAUGCUAAGUCAGUGACUCUCAGACCUUUUCAAUCGGUAGAAGACCUGGAUGUCAUUCAUGGUGCCUAUGAUAGAACACCAUAACAUUUCACAUUUUCAAUUCUUUGAUGCUGACAUUUUUAAUUAUCAGUAAAUGUAACCACCUUACUUGAAAGAAUAUAAUAUAAAAAUCAAAACCAGUACAUCUAAGUUUUUCUGUUAGUAUCAUUAACUGCUCAUUUAUUCAUUUGUCAGUUACUACUACUUACUAUUAGAAAGGUGAGGCAGGCAUCAAAGGUUUUAUAAAAAAUGCAUGGAACUAAAACUUGAGAAAUAUUAUUCAUUUGUCUAAAUUAUGUAUUAAUAGUUAUCCAGUUUAUACCACUGUAGGGAAAAGUCUGGGGUGGUUAUUGAAGUUAAUUUUUAAAGGUAGAAGAAGAAAAUUAAAAGUUCUCAUUUGAAACAUUUGCAUAAUUUUUAUGCCUUAAUUUUCUUAAUUUGAAAAUAAAGCAUUUAGGAAAAAAUACAUUGUGUUUGAAACUUUGAAAAGAAUGCCAAAGCAAAUAUUAGAUUUUUAAUUAGCCCUUAUUUAAUAUAUCCUACCAACUGGCUGAAGUAAAGAACUCAUAAUUUAUAAUGUACAGGAUUCAAGGAUUUUUUAAAUUCUGUAUUGAAAGCUGUACACAUUGCAGUUUAAAUGUUAAGAGUUCUAAAAGAAACAUAUUUUGCAUGCACAUUUUGUGUCCAUUUAUUUUCUGAAUUUUCUUCCAGGACCAAUAUCCCCUAACUUGGAGGGGAAAAAACUGUAAUUUGAAUUUGUAUUUAUGUUUCAUUUAAGUUUUUACAAAAUGGUCCAAUGAGUAUACCAUGUUUUACUAUUCUUAUAGUUAAAUUUUGAGAAAAAUGUGAGUAAGAUUGAUAAAUAAAAUAGCCAUCUUUGAAUAUAGCAUCCAUGUAUAUAGCCAUCUUUGAAUUAUAGGUGAGGAAUGGAAAAAGAAGGAUAUUUCAAUUUUCAAAUGAAUCUAUUUGCCCAAAUUAUUUUGACAUCUGUUUUAUUUUGUUUUGGUUAAAAAAAAAGCCUAUGAAUUUAUAGAUAUUGAUUUUUGAAUGUGUUGUUUUUGGUUUAUAAACUUGGAAAGUAAGUUGCAUUCUAUGAAAAUGUUGCAUUAUAUUUCUACAGCAUGUAAUGUUAUGCCAAGCAUGAGUCUAAAAUAGUGUGUGUUCUUGUAAACAAGAUCAUGUGUGAAAAUCUCUCUCCAUUAAUCUCAAGGAGAACAAUAUAUCUUGAAAUUCAACUGGAGUUUACAUUUGUUUCUGAUAGGAAUGGUUAUCCCCUGAUAAUAUUUUAGUUUUUGUGUCAAAUUUUGUUCUUCCAGUACAGGUAUAAAUGACCAUGUUAAUUUUGUUUUGAGACUUUGAUUCCAAGUAUAAUUUCAUGUUUGGCAAUAGUCUUAGCCUAUUUCAAUAGCUUUUAAUCUGUUUGGAAUAGUUUUUUUGACUCAAUAAGCCUAGAAAAGUUUGUUACAUAUUGGAACCCCUAUCCAGAGAAUGUUACAUAUUUCUGAGAUAUGCAUAAAGUGGUAAUCACUUUUAUUAAAAGAGAUGUCUUUGAUAUAA
Bubalus bubalis (water buffalo) is the source of this 5840-nucleotide messenger RNA. It is a transcript of the gene ABCD2, whose product is annotated as ATP binding cassette subfamily D member 2. Bases 452 to 2677 code for a protein of 741 amino acids. The record is from RefSeq and is a predicted model, not a curated record. Gene Ontology annotation, biological process: peroxisome organization; very long-chain fatty acid catabolic process; fatty acid beta-oxidation. NCBI's taxonomy places the organism in Eukaryota, Metazoa, Chordata, Mammalia, Artiodactyla, Bovidae. Gene Ontology annotation, cellular component: peroxisomal membrane. The transcript has 11 exons. Gene Ontology annotation, molecular function: long-chain fatty acid transmembrane transporter activity; ABC-type transporter activity; ATP hydrolysis activity.